This is a messenger RNA of Thalassophryne amazonica, 500 nucleotides long. It is a transcript of the gene rps12, whose product is annotated as ribosomal protein S12. Lineage: Eukaryota; Metazoa; Chordata; Actinopteri; Batrachoidiformes; Batrachoididae. Bases 81 to 482 code for a protein of 133 amino acids. The record is from RefSeq and is a predicted model, not a curated record. The transcript is spliced from 6 exons. Gene Ontology annotation, cellular component: ribosome; cytosolic small ribosomal subunit. Gene Ontology annotation, molecular function: structural constituent of ribosome. Gene Ontology annotation, biological process: translation.
UCGCAACACGAUGACGUCCUUUUUACGCGCUGCCCUGAGAGGAAAAGAACUUUGUGUCUACCAUCCAUCGUAAUUUUACAAUGGCCGAGGAAGGUGGCAUUGCUGCUGGAGGUGUGAUGGAUGUCAACACUGCUCUCCCCGAAGUGCUCAAGACCGCACUUAUACACGACGGCCUCGCCCGCGGCAUCCGUGAGGCUGCGAAAGCUCUCGACAAACGUCAUGCCCAUUUGUGCGUCCUUGCCACCAACUGCGAUGAGGCAAUGUACGUCAAACUGGUGGAGGCCCUCUGCGCCGAGCAUCAGAUUAACCUGCUGAAGGUUGAUGACAAUAAGAAGCUCGGUGAGUGGGUUGGUCUGUGCAAAAUUGACCGGGAGGGCAAACCCCGCAAAGUGGUGGGCUGCAGCUGUGUUGUGGUUAAGGAUUAUGGCAAGGAAUCUCAAGCCAAGGAUGUGAUUGAGGAAUAUUUCAAAGCCAAAAAAUGAAUCGUCAAUAAAACAUAU